AGUGCAGGGAUUUUUUGCGGAAAAAUUAUUUUAAAUAUAUUUUCAAUGAACUUAGAUUAUGUUAACUGACCAUCGCUGCCGAAUUUCAUUAAAAUGAUUCCUAGAUAAGUGUAUGGAAUGCGCUAUAUAAGUGUAUGCUUUAAAAGGAUAAGAAAAACAGGUGUGCCGAUAUAAUAAUAGCACAUAGACUUUUAAAAUGUAAAUCUCUUUCAUUUUACAUAUAAAACAAGAAAUGUGCCGUGUAAUUUCAAUAUGUUGCAAAGCAUAUACUUUGGAGGCGUUUGAUUAUAAAUGUUGAUGUUGAGUGUGACCCACUUAUGUACGUAUAGGUGGGCUGACCUCCGAAUGCGGACUUUGUGAAAUGUUAUUUUUAGCAGCUUUGCAGAUUAUUAAAUAUUUAUAAACUUACUUCGCAAUGCACAUUUGGAGAUGGAUAAUUGCAGAUAAACAUCUUCUGAUCUGCGUAUAUUAAAAGUAGAUCUAAAACUAAUGUAGUUCAAGAAAUCAGACAGUGAGCCAAUCUUCCUAAAAGGGAUCAAUUUACCAUAGAUAAAGAAAACAGUGAAUUUACAAUGUCAAUACAUUUUGGCAACGCUAAAUAAAUUCAUUAGAAUUUGUUAAUAGAUUUUGCAUUAUGGUCACUUAGAUACAGUCUGUAGAAUAUAGAAAGUUUGUUGUGGGCCUUAUGGCCUAAGGCCGCGUUCACACGGCAGUGAUGAAGAAGCAAAAUGUACGCACGCUAUCUUUAAUUGUGUGUACAUUUACUUAUUUACUUGUUGGUGCCGCUGUCUUUGAUGCACUUGAAUCUACCACAGAGAGAAAUCGGUUUGAAGUUUUACAAGCCAUAGAAGGCAUGAUAAUACGCAAAUACAAUAUAUCAGAAGAGGACUUCCGUGUCAUGGAGACUGUUGUUCUGAAGUCAGAGCCACAUAAGGCUGGGCAGCAGUGGAAAUUCACAGGAGCUUUCUACUAUGCAACUACAGUGUUGACUACUAUUGGCUAUGGACAUUCAACGCCUUCAACGAUAGGUGGAAAGUUAUUCACGAUGUUUUACGCUAUUGUGGGUAUUCCACUUGGGCUGAUCAUGUUCCAGAGCAUCGGUGAAAGAGUCAACAGACUUAGCAGCGUUAUUAUAAAAUCGAUAAAACGAGCAAUGAACUGUCGUCAAACGCAAGCGUCAGAGGUGGAUCUCAUAUGCGUGGUCACAACUCUCUCUUCCUUAACAAUAGCAGGCGGAGCCGCGGCAUUCUCUAAGUUUGAAGGCUGGAGCUACUUCGACAGUGUGUAUUAUUGUUUCAUCACGCUUACUACCAUCGGUUUUGGUGACAUGGUCGCUCUUCAAAAGGACAACGCGCUAAACCGCAAGCCGUCCUACGUAAUGUUUGCUCUAAUUUUCAUUCUUUUCGGCUUAGCCAUUGUGGCGGCAUGUCUCAAUCUCUUAGUGCUGAGAUUUGUCACGAUGAAUACUGAGGAUGAGAAGCGGGAUCAACAGCAAGCUGAACAGGCGCAACAAGUGGCGGUUCGAUUGGAAGGUGAUGUAAUAACAGCUGAUGGUGACGUGCUCAGGGGCGUGUCUCGCGGCACACGACUUCCGGCUACGCCACGGAUGAUAAAACCUGGAGACACGUCAAUGAUGCCGCUUUAUUCGGAGGAGGAGUACGCGCCCAGCGUAUGCAGUUGUACGUGCAAUUGUUUCGGGCAUAACUCAUCGGUACCGUACCGCGAUCCACUAUCGCCGUCAAACAUGCGCCAAAUACCGCGUUAUAGAGGCAAUAUACCUCGUUAUAUCGAGAAAUCUGCAUCAAAAUACAACUCACAAACCCUUCGCCUCCACUCCGCUUCCGGGUACCUCUAUAUGAACGCUAAAAACGAAUUCACAAUCGAGCCAGAAGAUUUCCAAGAGUUGGUCGCGAGACGACGAGAACAAUUGCGUAGGGGUAUGAAAAUGUGCCAAUACAGCCCUCAAAGCUCAUACACAAAUAUGCACGGUCGAAGCAACGAUCCAUUGGUCGACGACUAUUACUCGGAGAGAAGUAAUUACGAGAAGAAGAAACUUAAGAAGAACAUUGAUAGAAAUGUUCGGCGUGAAAAUUAUUUCUACGACGAGGCGGUACUGCAUUUCGACGAUGAAUACGCGUUCGAUGGAUCGAUUAUUUUUGCUAAAAGGAGAAAAUCUAUUGAUAAGGACUUGUUAUGCGAUGCACGAUUCCAGUCGGAUAAAGUGUCGAUUGAUAGUUAUGGAUACUUUUUGAAUGACACAUAUUGCUUUGUUAAUGAUACUUUGACGUUGAGUAGGCCCGCUCAUCGGGCUAGUAUCUGAAGAUUUAUUUAUAUUUAUUUUAUUUUAAGCCUUAAAUUAUUUCCUGAUCCACUAAUAUCCGGUUAUCCUGUGUUAGUAAUUAUUUGUAACAGUUAGUAUGAAUCAGGAACCCUCUCCGGUAAAGGCCUCCACCAAGGCUUGCUAUCUUUCUCUUAUCUCGAGCUAUUUGCAUCCAUUGAGGACCCGAGAUUUUUUUAAUGUCAUCAUCCCAUCGAGCGUAAGGUCUGCCUCUACCGUUUGCCUGAUCUGAAGAUUUAGUUCUUAGUAACGUUUUAAUUAACUACAGUUUGUUAGUCAAAACUGUUGUCGUCCAGAAUUAAUUUGACUCUUAAUCAGCCUUUUUCAUUAACUGAUGAUUUUUAAACCCUAAAAUUGUAAUUUGUAUAUUUUUGUUGUGUCUAUAGAGGAAUCACAACUCGAAUUAAUGGUUUCGAAUCGUAAAUCUGACAGUGCCAAUUAAGUGAAUCUAAUUUAAGUAUCUUGCAUAGUUAAGCGAAUCUAUGUUUACGUCGAUUUAUAUGUGAAUUUUUAUUAAAUAUCCAAUAUGUAAUAUUUUUUUUAUAUUACAACUUUAAACUUCCACAAGAUGGCGCUUAAAUAAUUUUUUUGUCUAUUUUAAAAUUUCAAAAUUUGUACUCAGAACUCAAACUAUCGUGACACUUUAAUUAUUGAUCUCGGGAUUCACAUAUAAAUCGACUUAAGCAAAUUAGUUAGUAUUGAAAAUGGGCCAACUAAUUAUAAAGACUCGAUUUUCAAGUAUAGUAUUAAUUUAUUAAUUAUCUAAGUAUUCAAAAUUAAGAGCUUCGCGGUGUAGAUAUUGUAUAGAAAUGUGCUUUGCAUUUUACUUUCUACGGACAUACUAUAUUUUCCUUUAGCACCUUUACAACAUAAUAUCAGUACCGUCGACUAUACGUCAAUAUUGACACUUUCCAUACAAUUUGUAUAGGACUUAUUAUUACAGUAUUUUUUAUUCAACAAAUAGUGGGUCUAUUAAAACAAUCUAUAUAAAUUGAUAUUAAUUUAUCCCUAAUGGGAAAGGCAAAGGACUUUAGUCCAUACAGCCAGGUCUUGUUCUUCAAUCUAUAUAAACAUUACAUUACUUCAAAAUAUUGUUCUUUUUUUAAAUUUUCAAAUGUCUUGGCUCGUCUCAUUGGACAGAGUGCAGAAGUUGGAGUCGCAACUUUAUUAUUUUUAUAUUGCUACAUAUUAGGAAUUUUCUCACAGAUUAUAAUAAUUUAUAAUGAAGUUGACUUUUAUGGGGUUGCCAAAUUUAAAAAAAAACUACAUACAGUUUAUACGUUUAUUGUGUAUGGUAAACAAUAGUAUGCCCGUAGAUAUCUGACUCCCUGGUUCCUUGACCACAUUAGAUAUUACUAAGUAAGUAAGAGCACGAAAGCCUUUCGCCAGUCUCAACAAUACCUGUUAUUAAAAUCUUUCGAAACUAUACGAAAUCGGUACAAUGUUGGGAUUGGCCAAAAGGAAAUUGUUCUAGUCAUAGGGACUGAGAAUUUUGGUCAACACUAAUAUUUGUCCCUGGAAAAUCAGUUUUUUUUAAAUUUCAUAUUACAGUUUUAAAUAAUUUUUCGACUCAAGUGAGGGUAGAUUGCUUAGAGUAAGAUUCAAGCGAAGGUAAAUGUUUAUACUUCAGUAUUAUGUUUAGAGUUUUUCGCCAUCUUCAUUUAAAAGACCUAAACUUGAACAGUGAGAGAUUGAAAGUCGAUUUUAAUUUGGUUACUUAUUUGAGGAUUGUGAGUAUAUUUUCAGUUUGACUGAAUUGUUUUUAAAGGUUAAACCAUUAUACGUGGUUUAGAACUAUAUUGAGGCCCGUAUUCGAAUCUAAAACUGUCAUAACUGCAGUGAGCAUUCCUUGUUAAGUUUUAAAAGUGAUUUCUAUAUCUGACUCCAGAUAUGUUUUAUUAUAACAGUAAGCCAAAUUUCCAGUAUUAAAAUGUUAACGCUUACAAAAAGCGAUUUUUUUAAUGAUAUUAAUAUUAAGGAAUGUUGAAUUAAAUUGAAAUUUCGAUUUUUUUUAAUUAGAUGUUUUAGCGUAUUAAAAUACGCGUAAUUACUAAAUUUUUAUGGAUCCGCCAACCUGAUUUAUUAUACUUUUUAUAACUUCGGUACUGUGAUAUUUUGCUUGUAUUAUUUGUGUGUAUAAUUUUUGCUGUGAUAAAUAUGCCAAAUUGUACUUAAUAAGGUUUUUUCCAUAUCGAAGAGCAUGCACUUUUUUGUGUUAGAAGCCUUUAUUUAUUUCUUAAAUAAGAAAUUGGGCCGUUCAUGUAUUACAUAAGUACUAUUGGGGGAGGGGGUUCGAUUUUGUGACGUCAUCAGUAAUGGUUUACUUUUUUACACAUAUUACCUACACAUUGUCUAUGCUUGAAAACGAAAUGCAUUUUUGAGGAUUUCUACAAGAAAUGAAUACGUUUAUGUACUAUUAUUUUUGAGAGCUUUGCUUACUUUUGCUGACAGGUGGGGGGGGGGGGAUAAAUUGCAGUAAAUCUGGUUACGUAAAACUUGAACGGCCCCAAGGAUGUUUAAAUAAUAUUUUCAUUUAAUAUCCUGAUUGCUUCCAGAAUGGUACCAUUUGUAUCCAAUUUAAUUUGAAAUGAAAAUGGUACAUUCUUGUAUGUUUUAUUCAAAACAUUCCACUUUUUUAUUAGUAUAAGUAAUGUGCCAAAAUCAUAUUCUUAGGAUAACAAACUUAUUUAAAUUUGUUUGGGUGGGUGUACAUGCAAUAACUUGACAAAACCUUAGUGAAUUAAUUUUCCAACUCAUGUUCUUAAUUCAAAAAUAGAUAUAUGUAUAUUUUUUUUAAUUUUCAUGAGUUGGCUCUAGUCAUUAGACGUGCGGUACUUGUAAUUUAUCGCAGUAAUACUGUGUAGUAGUAUUUUUUUUAAUUAUUAUUAAUAUCACUUAAUCAUGAGUUAUUAUUUAUUCUAAUAUAGAUAGGAUAUGAAAUCUAUCAAAAUAAAAAGUUUUUUGUGUGUACCCUCACUCAUGUUAUUUUAUAAUGUCAAUGGUUAGUGAAUAGUUGCCAAUAUCAUGUGUGUUGACACAAAUUAAGAUCAAGGCGAACACUAAGAUAGGUCUGUAUAUUAAUAAAACCUUUGACUGCUAACUGAUCUAGAAAAAGUUGUAAUUUAUAACGAAUUGUAAAAUAAAUCGG
Pieris brassicae (large cabbage white) is the source of this 5486-nucleotide messenger RNA. RefSeq names its product two pore potassium channel protein sup-9-like. Gene Ontology annotation, biological process: potassium ion transmembrane transport; stabilization of membrane potential. The transcript has 9 exons. NCBI's taxonomy places the organism in Eukaryota, Metazoa, Arthropoda, Insecta, Lepidoptera, Pieridae. Gene Ontology annotation, cellular component: membrane. Gene Ontology annotation, molecular function: potassium ion leak channel activity. The record is from RefSeq and is a predicted model, not a curated record. Bases 716 to 2320 code for a protein of 534 amino acids.